This is a messenger RNA of Pteronotus mesoamericanus, 919 nucleotides long. RefSeq names its product peptidylprolyl isomerase B (gene PPIB). NCBI's taxonomy places the organism in Eukaryota, Metazoa, Chordata, Mammalia, Chiroptera, Mormoopidae. Gene Ontology annotation, biological process: protein peptidyl-prolyl isomerization; protein folding. The record is from RefSeq and is a predicted model, not a curated record. Gene Ontology annotation, molecular function: peptidyl-prolyl cis-trans isomerase activity. The transcript is spliced from 5 exons. The coding region runs from base 60 to 710 and encodes 216 amino acids.
CCGUGCCCCACCUUCUUCCGGCCCUCGGCUGCCCGGGUCCCGCUUGCUUCUCCUGGUGGAUGCUUCGCCUCUCUGAGCGGAACAUGAAGAUUCUCUUCGCUGCUGCCCUGAUCGUGGGCUCCGUUUUCUUCCUGCUGUUGCCAGGAUCCUCUACGGCCGAUGAGAAGAAGAAGGGGCCCAAAGUCACCGUCAAGGUGUACUUCGACCUGCGAAUCGGAGAUGAAGAUAUAGGCCGGGUGGUCAUAGGUCUCUUUGGAAAGACUGUUCCAAAAACAGUGGAUAAUUUUGUGGCCUUAGCCACAGGAGAGAAAGGAUUUGGCUACAAAAACAGCAAAUUCCAUCGUGUGAUCAAGGACUUCAUGAUCCAGGGUGGAGACUUCACUCGGGGAGAUGGCACAGGAGGUAAAAGCAUCUACGGUGAACGCUUCCCCGAUGAGAACUUCAAGCUAAAACACUAUGGGCCCGGCUGGGUGAGCAUGGCCAACGCGGGCAAAGACACCAACGGUUCCCAGUUCUUUAUCACGACGGUCAAGACAGCCUGGCUGGAUGGCAAGCACGUAGUGUUUGGCAAAGUUCUAGAAGGCAUGGAGGUGGUACGGAAGGUGGAGAGCACCAAGACGGAUGGGCGGGACAAGCCCCUGAAGGACGUGAUCAUCGCAGACUGUGGCAAGAUCGAGGUGGAAAAGCCCUUUGCCAUUGCCAAGGAGUAGGCCCCAGGAGCCUCUUCCUUUUGAGCGACUGUGUCUGGCCCUGUUGCCCUCUCUGUGGGGGUGAAGACAGCCCACCGCAGGGCUCCGCUGCGCUGGCCCCAUGCUGACAUCCGACAGAGCGGACCCCUUCCCUCACGAUCCACGGUCCAGUUUUGUAACAAACUCUUAUCAGUGAUGACCAAUUAAAAAAAAAAAGGUGGUUUUUUUUA